Messenger RNA from Nyctereutes procyonoides (raccoon dog), 1997 nucleotides. RefSeq names its product leiomodin 1 (gene LMOD1). Gene Ontology annotation, molecular function: tropomyosin binding; actin binding. The transcript is spliced from 2 exons. The coding region runs from base 192 to 1997 and encodes 601 amino acids. NCBI's taxonomy places the organism in Eukaryota, Metazoa, Chordata, Mammalia, Carnivora, Canidae. Gene Ontology annotation, cellular component: striated muscle thin filament; myofibril. The record is from RefSeq and is a predicted model, not a curated record. Gene Ontology annotation, biological process: myofibril assembly; pointed-end actin filament capping; muscle contraction.
CGAGCCAGCCUGCAGUUACCACUUGGGCACCGGUGGCACCGCAGGGCAGGCCGGAGGAGCCCGUCCUCGACCAGCCGGGGGUCUGCUCCCAAGCCCGUCGGCUCCCCCCGGACCAGCCGGUGCCCCGCGGCCCUCCAGGCCCCCCCUUCCCCGCGGCCCUCCAGGCCCCCCGCGGCCCCGCAUCAGCCGAGAUGUCUAAGGUGGCCAAGUACCGCCGGCAGGUGAGCGAGGACCCCGACAUCGACAGCCUGCUGUCCACGCUGUCCCCCGAGGAGAUGGAGGAGCUGGAGAAGGAGCUGGACGCGGCGGACCCGGACGGGAGCAUCCCUGUGGGGCUGCGGCAGAGAAACCAGACGGAGAAGCCGGCCACGGGCAUGUACAACCGGGAGGCUAUGCUCAACUUCUGCGAGAAGGAGACCAAGAAACUUAUUCAGAGGGAGCUGUCCGUGGACGAAAGCAAGCAAGCGGAGACCAAGGCAGAUGCCAAGAACGGAGAGGAAAGGGGCAGAGAUGCCAGCAAAAAACCCCUGGGCUCCAGACGGGACGCGGACCUGGGGAAGGAGCCAAAGAGGGGUGGUUUAAAGAAGAGCUUCUCGAGAGACAAGGACGAAGCCGAUGGCAAAGGUGGAGACAAGCCCAAGGAGGAGAAGCUCAUCCGGGGGAUCGACCGGGGCCGGGUCCGGGCCGCCGUGGACAGGAAGGAGGCCGCGAAGGACGGGCAGGCAGAGGACAGGGCAGCGGCCCCCAAGAGGGAGGAUGAGAAGAGGGCCAGUGACCGCAGCGCAGGGCCGGCCAGGGCCAGGGCCAGGAAGGGAGAGGACAAGGAGCCGGGCCCGGGCGAGGGCGACAAGAAGGGAGAGGGGGAGAGGCGGCGCGCAGACACCAGGACGGAGGACGAGGGGAUGAGAAGAGGAGACGCCAAGAGGCAGGAAGAGAAGGCGAAGAAGGAGCCCGUCCGCGCCGAGGGGCCCGGGGAGCAGAGCCCGAGCCCCGCCGCCGCGGACAAACCGGGCCCGGCGGCACCCCCGACGGCCUCGGAAGGGCCCGCCAAGGACGAGGACGCGGCUCCCAGCAUAUUUGACGAGCCCCUGGAGAGAGUGAAGAACAACGACCCCGAGAUGACCGAGGUGAACGUCAACAACUCGGACUGCAUCACUAACGAGAUCCUGGUCCGGUUCGCCGAGGCGCUGGAGUUCAACACGGCGGUCAAGGUGUUCGCCCUGGCCAACACGCGCGCCGACGACCACGUGGCCUUCGCCAUCGCCAUCAUGCUCAAGGCCAACAAGACCAUCACCAGCCUGAACCUGGACUCGAACCACAUCACGGGCAAGGGCAUCCUGGCCAUCUUCCGGGCCCUCCUGCAGAACGACACGCUCACCGAGCUGCGCUUCCACAACCAGCGGCACAUCUGCGGCGGCAAGACCGAGAUGGAGAUCGCCAAGCUGCUCAAGGAGAACACCACGCUGCUCAAGCUGGGCUACCACUUCGAGCUGGCCGGGCCCCGGAUGACCGUCACCAACCUGCUCAGCCGCAACAUGGACAGGCAGCGGCAGCGGCGGCUCCAGGAGCAGCGGCAGGCGCAGGAGGCCGGCGGUGGCGGCGGCGGCAAGAAGGAUCUGCUGGGGGUGCCCCCGCGCGCCGGCCCGGCCAAGGGCUCCCCCAAACCCUCCCCGCAGCCGUCCCCCAAGGCCUCGCCCAAGAACUCGCCCCAGACCGGGGGCGCCCCCGCCGCCCCGCCGCCGCCCCCGCCGCCCCUGGCCCCGCCCCUCCUCCCCGACACCCUGAGGAACUCGCUGUCGCCGGCCACCCAGAGGAAGAUGGGCGACAGGGCCCUGCCCGGCCAGGAGAAGAACUCCCGCGACCAGCUCCUGGCCGCCAUCCGCUCCAGCAACCUGAAGCAGCUCAAGAAGUUAAGUAGUCGCGGGGGGGUGGGGGGGCCGUGGGGGGGCCCGGGUCACCCCCCAGCCCCGUCUGCUCCCUGGAAGGGCUCCCUGUAA